Messenger RNA from Etheostoma spectabile (orangethroat darter), 3003 nucleotides. RefSeq names its product LIM and senescent cell antigen-like-containing domain protein 1. Gene Ontology annotation, cellular component: cytoplasm; cell-cell junction; focal adhesion. Bases 183 to 1418 code for a protein of 411 amino acids. Gene Ontology annotation, biological process: positive regulation of substrate adhesion-dependent cell spreading; cell-cell junction organization; cell-cell adhesion. The record is from RefSeq and is a predicted model, not a curated record. Lineage: Eukaryota; Metazoa; Chordata; Actinopteri; Perciformes; Percidae. The transcript has 10 exons.
GUUUCGGUGUCCUUCUUGCUAUGUGGAUUACUGGUCCCCCUGCUUACUGGAUUGCCAUUCCCAUAACUGUAAACUUACUUUGAACAAGCACACAGGAUUUCUAUUGGAGGGUUUUGGUUUUUGACCGCAGUGAUUCAAACACAGGUGUUAGGUGGACUUUUACUGUUCAUUUUGGACUGUACAUGAGAAUGGAGCUGAACGGUCGUGUUCUGCCACCAUCAAUACCUGAAGAUGGAGAAGCCCCGGACCAUGUUUCUCAUGGAGAGAUGAACGGUUACCACAAGAGGCUUCAGGGCGGUGACGGGGGAGAGGCUGAAGUCCCGGUGUCCAAGUCCCAGAGACGAAAGAGUGAUGUCAAAGUCUAUAAGGAGUUUUGUGAUUUUUAUGCUCGCUUCAACAUGGCCAAUGCUCUGGCCAAUGCCAUGUGUGAGCGCUGCAAGAGUGGUUUUGCCCCGGCUGAGAAGAUAGUGAACAGCAACGGGGAACUUUACCAUGAACAGUGCUUUGUGUGCGCCCAGUGUUUCCAACAGUUCCCAGAAGGACUCUUCUACGAGUUUGAAGGCCGAAAAUACUGUGAACAUGACUUCCAGAUGCUGUUUGCUCCCUGCUGCCACCAGUGCGGUGAGUUCAUCAUUGGCCGUGUGAUCAAGGCUAUGAACAACAGUUGGCAUCCAGACUGUUUCUGCUGUGAUAUCUGCCAGGCUGUGCUCGCUGAUGUUGGAUUUGUUAAGAAUGCUGGAAGGCACCUGUGUCGUCCAUGUCAUAACAGAGAGAAAGCUCGGGGCCUCGGCAAGUACAUCUGUCAGAAGUGUCACGCCAUUAUUGAGGAGCAGCCUCUUCUGUUCAAGAAUGACCCGUACCACCCUGAUCACUUCAACUGCAACAACUGCGGUAAAGACUACAGGCUGAUGCCAGGAGCUGCAGGGGGAGGCUACUUGAUCUGUUUCCUGUCCUGCGAGUGGUUCCAAUCUGUGGGGCUAUGUCUAAGCCAGGCUGUGCUGCUGCCUGUAACACAGUCUGAAUGUGAUAAUGUACUGACUGACGCUGUGCUAACCAUGUGUGCUUGGCCGUGGGUUUUUUUGCAGCAUUUUGUGUGUGCUAAGUGUGAGAAACCCUUCCUAGGACACCGUCACUACGAACGCAAGGGCUUGGCCUACUGUGAAACACACUAUAACCAGCUGUUUGGAGAUGUUUGCUACCACUGCAACCGGGUUAUUGAAGGAGAUGUGGUUUCUGCCCUUAACAAGGCUUGGUGUGUCAACUGUUUUGCCUGCUCUACCUGCAACACCAAGCUCACCCUCAAGAACAAGUUUGUGGAGUUUGACAUGAAGCCAGUGUGUAAGAAGUGCUAUGAGAAAUUCCCUCUGGAGCUGAAGAAGAGACUGAAGAAGCUGUCUGAAUCUGUUGCCCGCAAGUGAACACACACAGCUGGGCAGCUGGAGGAAGGGAGAAGCAGCUGAGACCCCAAGGUGGCCACACAUUUCCAGAAUUGACGAUCGUAUAAGACAGCAUUUUGUGUGUUUUUAUUGGUAUGUUAAAUAUAGGUUGGUUAUUUCAGCAGAACACUCAAAACAUGAACCUGUCAAGUGCCUUUUGGCUCAAAUAUCGCACUGUUUACUUUUUCACAUGCUUGCCUUAUUUCACUAUAUGUAUUAAACAUAAACACAUAUGAUUAUGGUUCUGUAUUUUAAAAUGACAUAUGAGCUUUAAAAGAACAUAAAAAACAUGAGAAUGAUAAAAAAUGUGUGUUGACAGGCGGUUCUGCUUGUCACCUUGUCUCAUGAUUCCAAGCCACGUGCCCUCUGUUUGACUUAUGUUACUGAUACUCUUGUAUAAUAUUGGAGUAAACCCAAAGACAGUUGAGCAAAAUACAAUUUUAUUGAAUGUGUAUAUAGUAUCUCUAAUAUUUCCUGUUUUCCACAAACAUGUUUUGUUUUAUUAAUGUGUAUUUUCUUUAAUAUUAAAUAUGUUUAGCUCCAUGAAGUUAGAAUUUGUUUUUGCAUCUAUAGUCUAUUGACAUACUGUAGCCUCCUUAAUGCUAAAGUGAUGGAUUCAUUCAUCAUCAGCAGUAUGUUGAAUUGCCUUCUUAGGUGCUAUGCAUUUUAUGUGUGAAACAAUCUCUAUGUAAACUGGUAUUUACACUGAGGUACCAGUUUAUUAGGUUCACUUGUACAAUCGGAUUUAAUCCAAUACAAAAUCAAAAAGUUUUAUCUAUUCUGAUUUACAGAAAAUACAUGAGGGUGGAUAUCAGAAACAUCAUUCAAAGUAAUGCAGUCCACUUUAACAACAUAACUGCAGCUUGAACAAUACCACAGCGAUUAAGCAAAACCUCUGACAUGCUGUCAACAAAUACUGAACAUAAUACGCUUCACAGAAACAAGAUUUAUUGCAUAACAACUGGUAACUCUGUGUCUUGCAGCCUGAAAGCUUGUGGCAUGUGCAGAGACCGGAUGUUGGAGAAAUGUUAGAUGUUAGAGAACAUGUAUGUCUGCUGUUUGUAAUCCAGAGAAAGUGAUCCUCUUAGAGAGGUAGAGAGGUGUACCGAUAUGCUCAGGGCUCAGACCCUCUUAGGAAAAAUAAUUAACUGUUUGGAAUGGGAAAGAGAAGUAGAGCAGUAUUUUAUCAUAGAAUAAAUAUCUUUUACAUAGUAGGUUCAAAGAACACAUUCCACUAUUUUAUGGAAAUAAAAAAGCCUAUAUUCUGGGAAUUUCACUACCUGUGCCACAAACUUUCUUAUGUUAUCGAAGUACAACUAUCUUCUAACUUCAGCUCCACGGGAAAAGGUCCAUUGGGUAGUUUUAUUUGAUAUCUUACUACUUGGGCAACUAAGAUUACUCUACACAGACACUGCUGGUAUACCUUAUUUUAUCUUUGCAAUGCUUGUCACAAUAUUUAUUCAUGUUAACACACCAAAGUGCAUGUUUUGGACUUGAAUAGAAAGCUAUUUUAAUAUAUCUAAGAUUUUUGUCAACUCAUCUGAAUAAACAUUGUAUGUCAAUGCUA